Owenia fusiformis is the source of this 1447-nucleotide messenger RNA. NCBI's taxonomy places the organism in Eukaryota, Metazoa, Annelida, Polychaeta, Sabellida, Oweniidae. The record is from the annotation of a GenBank genome assembly.
GGGCGAUCAAAAUAAUAUUACUAAAAAUUCGAAGUGAGCUAAAAUUUAGGUUCACCCAUUGAGCAUGUAGUAAACAGCCCCACCUAUUGAGCUACUCCGCUGUCAUGGGGGAGAAGGGCCAGACAGAUAAGGGGUCUAAUGAUGGAGACCGUCCAUUUAUUAUCUUACCAAAACAGCUGGAGCAUGUGACACCUUCUGAGGCGCUAGCCUCACAUCGUCAUAGCUGGAACAGUAACGAGGAACUAGCUGCAAUAUUGGUUGCCUUUGACAAACAUGCUGAUUGGUGUAGGACAUCCGUCUCUAUUAGACCUACAAGUGGCUCAAUGUUCAUGUACUGCCGCAAGAAAGUGCGGUACAGGAAGGAUGGCUAUUAUUGGAUAAAACGUCGUGAUGGCAAGACUACCAGGGAGGAUCACAUGAAACUGAAAGUUCAGGGAGUUGAGUGCAUCUAUGGAUCUUACGUUCACUCUGCGUUACUGCCGACAUUUCAUCGAAGAUGCUAUUGGCUCCUGCAGAAUCCCGACACCAUCCUUGUUCAUUAUCUCAAUGUACCGUGCAACAACCAAAACAAAAUGAACCUGUCAAAUCUACUUAGUCAAAACAUCGACCAGGAGUGGACCAAGCAAGAAUUGAUUGAUCAACUUGUCCCUAUGUUUGGUGAUGAUCUUAAUAAUAAGUUUGGCCAAAUGACUGUGGCGACAAUUGAAAACAUAGUCGAUGAGGUAAUGAGGUGUAGAGCAGGCACACAAUGUACAUGUAACCACACAAACUUUUGCAAGUUCUGUAAGUCGAAACCAUCUCAGGGUGUAUCGUCAAUAGUACUACAGAAGAAACUAGUCUCUCUGUUACAGAAGCAAUCUCAGGACACUCAAGUGGCAGAUAAUAGUGCCCAAAAGCAGCCCCCUCUGGUGUUGAAUUUAUCUCAGUUGCAAGGGGGCAAUGGUGUGAUUAUUCUGAGCAGUCAGACUCAGGCCCCUGUGUCUAUUAUAAAUAGCAACAUGGGGCCACCCCAGGCCCCAGUGCCCAUAGGCCCAGCAAGGACUCCAGACAUGGAAAUGCAUGAGAGAUUGGGAGCUAUAGAUAAAACUAGAGAUACUCAAAGUCUCCCUAGGGAAAUCCCAUUGAAUAAUAUUCUCCCUUCUAGUUUUAAUCCUUCUCGUUCCACUUUCAAUCCUCCCAAUGGUACACUCAAUCCCAGUGGCACACUCAAUCCCAGUGGCAAUCCCAGUGGCACACUCAAUCCCAGUGGCACACUCAAUCCCAGUGGCACACUCAAUCCCAGUGGCACACUCAAUCCCAAUGGCACACUCAAUCCCAGUGGCACACUCAAUCCCAAUGGCACACUCAAUCCCAGCGGCACACUCAAUCAAAACAACACUCUGAAUCCUACAAGUACAUUUACUAACCCAGUGAGCACCUCUCCUAUAGGGCUGCCAAAAGAAUCACA